CUUUGGAGAAGGAAAGAAACAGAGGCAUUGGGAAACCACUGCUUGGAGGGCCCUUCUCGCUCGUCAGUCAUGAGGGACAGCCCAAGACCAGCAAGGACUAUAUCGGCCAGUGGGUCCUGAUCUACUUUGGCUUCACACACUGCCCUGACAUCUGUCCAGAUGAACUGGAGAAAAUGAUUGAAGUGGUAGAUGAAAUUGAUAGAAUUCCAUCUUUGCCUAAUCUAACUCCACUCUUCAUCACCAUUGAUCCUGAGAGAGACAGUGAAGAAGCCAUUGCCAAAUACAUUAAAGAAUUUUCUCCAAAGCUGAUUGGAUUGACUGGUACCAGGGCACAGAUUGACCAAGUGGCCAAAGCUUAUCGUGUGUAUUACAGUGAAGGUCCCAAAGAUGAAGAUAAUGAUUACAUAGUGGAUCACACAAUAAUUAUGUACCUCCUUGGGCCAGAUGGUGACUUUGUGGACUAUUAUGGCCAGAAUAAGAGGAGUGCUGAGAUUUCUGCUUCUAUUGCUGCACACAUGAGAAAAUACAAAUCCUAAAACACAAGGUCUUCAAAGUAUGAUGUGAACGUCACCUCUAGGUUUGGCUGGAAUUGGGCAUUGGAGUUAAAGCAGAAGUGUGCAAGUGUGACAUCCUGGCAUCACAUGCCUCCUUUCUUCCAGGUAAGAAAGGCAACCAUACUUCUAUAAAAUACCAUCAUCAAAACUCUCAAUAGAGCCUUCCUUAUGCAUAUGAUUUGCAGCAAGAUUUGGG
Molecule: messenger RNA, 750 nt
Organism: Nestor notabilis (Kea)
Lineage: Eukaryota; Metazoa; Chordata; Aves; Psittaciformes; Psittacidae
Gene: SCO1
Product: protein SCO1 homolog, mitochondrial
Exons: 4
Biological process (GO): mitochondrial respiratory chain complex IV assembly
Source: RefSeq, a predicted model, not a curated record